GGAAGGAAGGAAAGAAGAGAAGGAAAGAAAAGGAAUGAAGACAAGGAAGAAAGAAAGAGAAGGAAAGAAAGGGAACAAAGAGAAGGAAGGAAGGAAAAAAGGAAGGAAGGAAGGAAAGAAGGAAGGAAAAAAGGAAGGAAGGAAGGAAAGAAGGGAGAGGAAGGAAGAACCCAAAUAAAUAAAUCUGGUAGGGGAAGACCCUCAGGGUUUCUGACUAAAGCAGAAAUGAUUGCUAUUUACUUUCAAUGAGAGUCAACCAGGACCCAGACAGUGACCACAUUGGGUCAUGGAGAAUCAAUGAGAAUCAGAGUGGUUUUGGUUUAAGAAAACUAAACCCCAAGAUAACUUGUGAGUCUCUAUGUGUCAGAGGCAGGAUUUGAAUGUAUGUGUUCCUGAAAGCAGGAGAAAACUAUCCCAAUGAGAAAAGUGCGUCCUGGCUACAGGGAUGGUCUGUACCUCCAAAUGCUACAGAGAAGGCAAAAAAAAAAAAAAGAUUGAGAAAAUGUCAUCGGGUCCAAGAAAUACGAGACUUGGCAGCUUUGGGGAGAGGAGUCUUGUUGAACGUUGCGGUCGGACGAAAGAGGGCCGACUUCAGAAGGAGAAGAAUGCUGGAGGAAUCUGAGAGCACAGUUAAGUGCACAGAAAAUAGGCCCGUGCGGGGGCACUAAGGGGCACAGCCCGGUGGCUUGAGGCGGCUCUGUCGAGGACGACCCUCUGGCCCAGCCAACAGCGGCCUGGCGGCCCCGGGCGCCUCUCCGCAGUACGUGGGUUCCCGGAUGCUCCCCGAAGGAAGUUCGGGGACACGGUCUGCGGCCCUGAGGCCCGGGUAGGACGCUAGCGCUUGCAGCCCCACGCAAGGAUGCCCGGCGGGGCGUGGGAACGGUACCUGGAGGGGGCUGUGUUCUCAGCGACGUCCCCCUCGCCCGCGGAUGCUCCCGAGGCUCUCCGGAAAUGAAAAUCGGCUCUCAGUCCGGGAGGGAGAGUUCGGGAGUCCUCGGUCCUGCCUUUGGGUCCCCUCCUUCUUUUCCCGGACCCCGUCUCGCGAUGGAACUCUCCGCCGGGCAAUGGAAAGGCUUGAAUUUCCCGUUCCAAUGAGCUGUUGCUUCAGCCCAGUGACGUCACUUCCUCGGGGCUUCCAUUUUCUCAGGUAUAUAAAAUGCGGGUGCCUCCCGGAAACAAGGAGCCGGAAGUGGGGCGCUGUGCCGCUGGGGGGACGGGUGGGGAAGUCGAGCUCCCCGAGGAGCCACAACAACUGCACCCCGACUCCUGCUUCCUCCGACACCGGGGGCUGGACUCCCCGCGGGAGCCAGGGAAAGGAAGCUAACGCCUGCCCCCAACGACAUGGCCGAGACCAAGACUGGGCUGAGCGAGACCCUAACGAAGACCUCGAGGAUCGUGACAACGGACCCCGGCCGGCGGCCGGGGGAGAACCGCAGCCUAACCAUCAAACUUCGCAAACGGAAGACGGACAAGAAGGUGGGCUGGUCAACGGACACUGUGGACAACGAGCACCUUGGACGGCGCUCGUCCAAGUGCUGCUGCAUCUACAAGAAGCCGCGGGCCUUUGGGGAGAGCUCCACGGAGAGCGAAGAGGAGCACGAUGAGAGCUGCGGCCACGUUCACUGUAUUCGGGGUCACUGCAAGGGCCCACGGCGGACCCCCGCCCCCCUGAGUCUACGCGAUGGCACCUCCCCGUCCCCGCCGGAUCCCCCCCAGAACUGAGCGGCGCCCUCGGCCCCACAGCCCCACAUUUGUCUGGACAUUGUCUCCACAUGUAUCUGUGUCUCUACUUGGGGAUUAAACCCAUGGUUUGGCCUUCCCCGUCCUGUCCCCCACUUUGCUGGAGGGAAUGGGGAGGGUGGGACACGCCAAAAUCCUGGAGUCCUGACUUUGCUGCUAUUUCAGAACCCAGGCUUCCAGGCACCUCCUCCCGCGAGCUGCCUCGGCUCUCAUUCCUCUUCCCCCCACCCGCCCCCUCCCUGCUCUCGGGGACCCUGGCAUCUUCUUCCCUCCCCUCGGGCCCCAUUCCCAUCCAGCCUUGGGUUCUCACUGCCAGAUUCCAUUUCCUGGGAUCCAGAUCCUCCCACCCCCACCCUCUGUUCUCUGCACCUAGCACCGAAAGUGGGCUUCCCUAUCAGCCCAGCUUCUGUCCCAGUCGAGACCCAGGGGUUCGGGCCUUUGAGUGACCAGUUGCUCAAGGGCCAAACCACACUCUAAUCCUGGCUUCAAGCACGUUCUCCAGAGUAGCAUAUACCCCGGCUCUUACUCCUCGGCUGGGAAGGGGUUCGAUUGUGUCUUAACACUCAUCGGUAGGCUGGAAAAUGUUUCUACCCUUUCCAAAGAGGCUGACAUCAAGGGGUUCCCACUCCCCAGCCGACUUCUAACUAAGACUCCUCCAACGUCCUCGGGAGGGGUUAAGGGGAGAAGGGCAGUCUCCCUCCAUUUCCUUGUCCUUUCUGGGUCUUUUGGCAAAGGAAGCCAAAAUUAUGGUUGCUGGCUUUGAUUCCCCUCAGUUUUCUGCUUUCCCCAUUGCAGAGGUUGGAUCUAAUAUGUUAUUGAAGGAAACCCGGGAAGGGAGAGAGAGGGAGCAAAGGGUUUGGUAUUCCUUCCAUCUGCCCACUCCCAAAUAAGCCCAGAAAAGCACUACUUAUUCAUAGGCUCCUCCACUCAGUUACUGGGAGUGAGUGAUCUACUGUCUCCUAUGUUCUUGCACUCAUCUGCAAAGGUCGACCAAAUCUACCUCUUCACUGAGAUUUCAUUUAUUGCCACAGGUUCUAAAAAAUAACCCAACAUUUAAAAAAAAUAAGUGUUCAACCAGAUAAGAGUCCCUUCCAUCUCUGAUUUUCAGUGAUCUUUUGAAUAUGGCAAAUGGCAUAUUAAAUACAUACCUUCAUUCAAUAA
This is a messenger RNA of Antechinus flavipes (yellow-footed antechinus), 2901 nucleotides long. Its product is annotated as E3 ubiquitin-protein ligase PPP1R11-like. The coding region runs from base 1342 to 1722 and encodes 126 amino acids. The record is from RefSeq and is a predicted model, not a curated record. Gene Ontology annotation, molecular function: protein phosphatase 1 binding; protein serine/threonine phosphatase inhibitor activity. The transcript has a single exon. Gene Ontology annotation, cellular component: nucleus. Lineage: Eukaryota; Metazoa; Chordata; Mammalia; Dasyuromorphia; Dasyuridae.